Cuscuta campestris is the source of this 885-nucleotide messenger RNA. Lineage: Eukaryota; Viridiplantae; Streptophyta; Magnoliopsida; Solanales; Convolvulaceae. The record is from the annotation of a GenBank genome assembly.
CCCUUUUUAUUCUUGUACAUGAUUGAUGUGUUUGCUAUGGUGCAGUUGCUCCGACUCAGACGCCCUUUUGUGGCAAGUAUAACUGAUGGCUUGGGUAAUGAGCUUUUUAGGGUAAGAAGGCCUUUUUGGUGGAUUACUAGCUCCAUCUAUGCCGAGAUCAAUGGAAAAGAAAUAGGUGUAGUCCACAGAAGAUGGCAUCUGUGGAGGAGAAUUUAUGAUCUGUAUUUGGGGGACAAGCAGUUUGCUGUGGUUGAGAACCCUGGCUUUUGGAACUGGACAUUUACAUUAAAGGAUAUUGAUGGGAAAGUGUUGGCCCAGAUAGAUCGUGACUGGAGGGGGUUUGGUUUUGAGAUUUUCACUGAUGCGGGCCAGUAUGUGAUUCAAUUUGGUAAAGCUGGAUCAAGUAUUGCUCCAGUUGGAGGGAUUCAAGAGUUAGACGUAGUUCGUCCACUAAUCCUCUCGGAGCGAGCAGUAGCUCUUGCACUUGCUAUAUCGCUGGAUAACGAUUACUUCUCAAGGCAUGGAGGCUGGAGAAUUCCAUUUUUUGACAUGGGCGAAUGAGCCAUGCCGGGCUUUCGCUUUCCAGCCAUCUUCUGAAGGCAAAGAUUGCAGUGUCUAGAAACCAGGUGCACAUUCUGAUAUAUUUUUGCCCACGGAUGUAAAGCGGCUUCUCCCACCUUAUAACUGCUGUGCUGAACAUAUAUCAGCAAAAAAAAGAAGAAGAAAAAGAAAAGAAAAUGAAUUUCAAAAUGGGGUAACUAUACUUGGGUUUUGCAACUUUCUUUUGCAUUGCUUAUUGACUAAUGUCAUAUAGAAAUGGAAGAAAUUGUUGAUCUAAAUGUCAUUAAACAUAUGGCAAAUCAUGUUGUACAUGCAACUGUUCUU